Molecule: messenger RNA, 1791 nt
Organism: Colletotrichum spaethianum
Lineage: Eukaryota; Fungi; Ascomycota; Sordariomycetes; Glomerellales; Glomerellaceae
Product: cytochrome P450 monooxygenase TRI13
Exons: 2
Coding region: 1-1791 (596 amino acids)
Molecular function (GO): iron ion binding; monooxygenase activity; heme binding
Source: RefSeq, a predicted model, not a curated record
AUGACUACCCUCGAGGUCACCGAGCCAGGGAUGCUCAAAUUGGGCAUCUUUGAGAAGCUGGAUGCGACGCAUCGCCUGUUCGGCAUUGUGGCCGCAGCCACCGCCAUUGCACUAUACGCUCUCUAUCGAUACCUCCUCCCGAACCCCAUUCCAGGAAUUCCGUACAAUCCAUCAGCACUUGCAUCUGUAUUUGGCGAUAUUCCAGCUAUGGUCAAAAACUGCAACGGCAGCCCUAUGCGCUGGAUGGCGGCUCAAGGUCAUCGCUAUUCCAGCCCCAUCUUUCAGCUCUUUGUAACGCCCUUUGGGAAACCCUCAGUGGUUGUCACCGACUUUCGUGAAGCACAAGACAUCCUCAUGCGCCGGAAAGAGUUCGACCGGUCCGAUUUUUCGAUCGAUCUUUUGGGUGGCGAAAUCCCACACUUUCAAAUCAACCUCAAAACAGGGCCAGAAUGGAAGGGCCACCGACGACUGUUGCAAGAUUUGAUGACACCAGUGUUCCUGAAUGGCGUUGCGGCACCCAACAUUUACACGAGCGCAGUCCAUCUUGUGGAAUUGUGGAAAGCGAAGGCGCGUAUCGCAGAUGGAAGACCCUUCUCGGCAGAAAAAGACAUCUAUUUCACCGCACUGGAUGCGGUUUUGGAUUUCGGAUUCGGUGACAGCUGCCUUCAUCGGGCAUUGACUCCGCAACUCAAACUGCUCCGAUCGACAGAAGAGCAGCCGGCUCACGACCGUGUUGGUCUUGCUGGUACUGUAGAGUUUGCUGUUGUCCAGCCUCACGAGUCUAUCGAAGCUAUUUUGGCGGCCGAUGAGGUCAUCCAAGAUGUCGCGAACUCGGGUUUCAUGAAACUUACGUGGUGGUGGAAAGGCCUCCAGCCACGGCAAAGGAAGCUCAAGAACAUGCGAGCUGAGUUUGUCAGAGAGCAAACUGCCCAUGCCAUUGAAAAACUUCACAAAGAUGCGGACGAGGAGAACGAAUCCUGGGUCAAAUCUGCCGUCGAGCUGAUCAUUCAGCGGGAGCGCAAAUUUGCCAAAAAGGAAGGCCGCGACCCGGUCUAUUGGUCACCAGUCAUGAAAGAUGAACUUCUCGGCUUUAUCGUGGCUGGCCACGACACCACCAGCACUACCCUUUGCUGGGGUGUAAAGUAUCUGGCCGAUUGCCAACGCGCGCAGAAUAAGCUUCGCCAACACCUGCGGGCCGCACACGCCGAUGCGCUUGCUGAAAAACGUGCCCCCUCGCAUAAUGAAAUCAGCAAGGCCAAAAUCCCCUACCUUGACGCCGUCAUUGAAGAGAUCUUGCGGCUGGCUCACACUGCCCCAGUUAUUGAUCGGCAAUGCACCCAAGAUACGGUGGUUCUUGGGCACCACAUUCCAGAGGGUACAAUAGUACUCAUGCCUAAUGUCGGCCCCAGCUUCACGUCGCCUCCAAUUGAAAUCGACGAGAAGCUGCGUGGUGAGACGUCCCAGUUGGCGGCCAAAGAACGGGGCAUCCGUUCGUGGCCUGUGGGCGACAUGGAAGCGUUUCGGCCAGAACGGUGGCUGGUGUCUGAUCAGGAGACUGGGGAAGAAGCUUACAAUGGUACUGCCGGGCCGACGAUCCCGUUCGGAUUAGGCACAAGGGGCUGCUUUGGACGCAAGUUGGCGUACCUAGAGCUGAAGCUUCUAGUAACCAUGAUCAUCUGGAACUUCGAGUUGCUGCCGUGCCCUCAAGAGAUCUCAACCUACGGACCCAUCGAAGGCAUUACGUCCAGGCCAGAACAAUGUUAUGUUAGACUGGGUCAGGUAAUUCUUUGA